Pelecanus crispus (Dalmatian pelican) is the source of this 567-nucleotide messenger RNA. The record is from RefSeq and is a predicted model, not a curated record. NCBI's taxonomy places the organism in Eukaryota, Metazoa, Chordata, Aves, Pelecaniformes, Pelecanidae.
GUUGCAAGAAUGUUCACUAUGACCUUGUCUUCAUCUUGGAUGCCUCCUCCAGCGUUGGAAAAGAAGAUUUUGAGAAAGUUCGGCAGUGGGUGUCUAAUUUGGUGGAAACUUUUGAGAUUGGCCCAGACAAAACCCGUGUAGGUGUGGUGCGAUACAGUGAUCGUCCAACCACAGAGUUUGACCUGGGAAAGUACAAAACCCGUGAGGAAAUCAAAGAGGCUGCACGAAAAAUUAAGUAUUAUGGGGGUAACACGAACACUGGAGAUGCUCUCAGGUACAUCAACACCUACAGUUUUUCCAAAGAAGCUGGUGGGAGACUUAGUGAUCGAACAGUUAAAAAAGUGGCUAUCCUUCUGACUGAUGGAAGGAGCCAGGAUUAUGUCUUGGAUCCAGCCACUGCAGCCCAUCAGGCUGGGAUUAGGAUCUUUGCUGUGGGAGUUGGCGAAGCCUUAAAAGAGGAACUCGAUGAGAUUGCUUCAGAACCCAAGUCUGCUCAUGUGUUUCAUGUCUCCGAUUACAAUGCCAUCGAUAAAAUUCGGGGGAAGCUGAGAAGACGUCUCUGUGAAA